AUGUUAGAAAGUAUAGAAUUACCUAUAUUGAUAAUUGUUGGUCCAUCAGGUUCAGGGAAGACAACAUUGAAUUCUAGGCUUAUAAAAGAUUAUCCAGAAAUAUUUGAAUCGAGUGUGAGUUAUACAAGUCGUCCAAUGCGUAUUGGUGAACGUGAUGGUGUACAUUAUACAUUUAUAUCUACAGAAGAAUUUGAUCAAAUGUAUGUAGAUGAUGAAUUUGUAGAAUAUACAAACUAUGUAGGAUCUAAAUAUGGUACAGCACGUUCAGAAUUAAAGCGUAUACAAAAUUUGGGUAAAGUCCCAGUAUUAGAAAUUGAUAUUAAAGGAUAUAAACAAUUAUUAAAUGCUAAAUUAAAUUUAAAAGGUGUAUUUAUUGAACCACCAUGUCUAGAAACUUUAAGACAACGAUUAAUUAAGAGAGGUUGUAAUACUGAAGAAUCCAUUAAUAAACGUGUUGAACGAGCUAAUCAAGAAGUCGAAGAAUCUUUGAAAUGUCAUUUUGACUUCAGAUUACCAAAUGAAAAUCUUGAUGAAGCUUAUAAUUCUUUAAUUAAUAAAUUAUCUGAAUGGUAUCCAAUCCAUAAAACAUAA
Theileria annulata is the source of this 591-nucleotide messenger RNA. Its product is annotated as guanylate kinase, putative. Lineage: Eukaryota; Apicomplexa; Aconoidasida; Piroplasmida; Theileriidae. Gene Ontology annotation, cellular component: cytosol. Gene Ontology annotation, molecular function: GMP kinase activity. The record is from RefSeq and is a predicted model, not a curated record. The transcript has a single exon. Gene Ontology annotation, biological process: purine nucleotide metabolic process. Bases 1 to 591 code for a protein of 196 amino acids.